This is a messenger RNA of Corylus avellana, 1923 nucleotides long. Its product is annotated as electron transporter, putative (Protein of unknown function, DUF547). NCBI's taxonomy places the organism in Eukaryota, Viridiplantae, Streptophyta, Magnoliopsida, Fagales, Betulaceae. The record is from RefSeq and is a predicted model, not a curated record.
CCUAAGCUGCUGUCUGGUAAAGUUUCAUUAAUGGCGACCCCAUUGGAGACUAGUAUUAGAAAGAAAAAGGUUGCAAGUAGUGGGCAGCAAAACAUGAAGCAGCUUGAAAGAGAGGUCUCUAUACUUCAAAAAAUGCUGAAUCGAGAAGAAAAGAUGCAUGAGAUUUUGGAGCAUGUCUAUAAUCAACAUGAUGCUUCUGCAAUCACCAUCCCUAACUUCCUUCCUCCUAAGAUGAAAGAGGUGUUAGCAGAGUUAGCUAUGGUGGACGAUGAGAUAAGUCGACUAGAAGGGCAAAUAAGGCAACUCCAAAACAGUUUGAAACACGAACAGCAACUCACCAAGCAAUGGCAACAUGAAGGAACUCUUCAUCACUAUUCCCCAACCCCCAUCAACAAUAAAGGUGGUGGCCAUGAAAUGAUGGCCUUUCAUGACACCAAAGCAUUGCAUUUCAUAAGCAAAGCUAUAAAAGGCGAUUACAAUCUUCACCACUUCACUCUACCUGAUCACAAAUUGGGAAACUCAACAGGAUUUCACCAUUAUCACAAAGAAAAUCAUCUCCGUGCAGAGCCUGCUAUAUUUCAGGACAAGGCUCCAAGAAAAAGUGGGAUAUUGCUGAAGCCAUCCUCGCCCUUGAGAGAACUGCGGCAUCCAUCACCCAAACCAAAAGAACGUAGUAAUCCACCAACUAUUUUAGAGCAGCUCCCUCCAAAAUCUCAAGCAAAUGCAAUACAAUCAUCAGAAGAUGAGGAGAAGCAGCAAUGGCAACCCAACAAGCUAUCUGAGAGCAUCAUGAAAUGUUUGAAUGUCAUAUAUACGAGGCUGCUUAGAACGUCAAGAGCAAUGGAAUUGGAGAAGUCAGGCCCAAUAUUCAGGUCUUUGAUUGGCACAAGAAGCUUCAGGGCAGAGACAGGGUCAAAGCCUUUGUUACAAAAGGAGUCGAGGCAGCAAGACCCAUAUGGUAUAUUCAACAUGGAAGAGUCCAUUCCCAGGGAUAUUGGUCCUUACAAGAACUUGGUUGUCUUCACCUCAACCUCCCUCGACUCCAAGUCCAUUUCAAGCCCUACCUCUAUUCCUUUGCUAGCAAAGUUGAGGGCUUUGAUGAACAAUCUCCAGACGGUGGACUUGAGAUCCUUGACAAACCAACAGAAAUUAGCAUUUUGGAUCAACAUGUACAAUGCUUGUAUCAUGCAUGGAUUUCUGCAGUAUGGGGUGCCUGCUACUCCUGAAAAAUUGCUUGCAUUGAUGAACAAGGCAACCCUUAACAUAGGAGGUAAUAUAAUAAAUGCUCAAGCAAUAGAGCAUUUCAUUUUGAGAAAGCCAGCAUCUUCAAGUAGGAAAGAGGUUUAUCGCAAGGAGGAAAAGGAUGACAAAGAAGUGCUGGUUCGCAAACUUUAUGGACUGGAGUCAAUGGAUCCAAAUGUCAUAUUUGCUCUGUCUUGUGGAACUCGCUCAUCUCCUGCUGUUAGAAUAUACACAGGUGAUGGCGUAGCAGUUGAGUUGGAAAAAGCAAAGCUAGACUAUUUGCAAGCUUCAAUAGUAGUGAGUGGGACGAAAAGAAUAGCAUUCCCAGAGCUGCUGCUUCAAAACAUGCUUGAUUUUGCCGCAGACACAGACUCAUUUGUGGAGUGGGCUUGCCAGCAGCUACCAACUUCAGGGUCAUUGAGGAAGGCAAUGGUGGAUUGCUUCAGAGGCCACAACCCUGGCUCCAGGAUAUCUACUGUCCUUGACAAUAUACCAUAUGACUUUGAAUUCCAGUAUUUGCUGGCAAUUUAGGCUGAGCUACCCUCCAUUUAAAAAAAAAAAAAAAAAAUUCAGGUCCUUUUUAUGUAAUGUAAGGGACCUCAAAAACUCUAGAGCUAAUUAAGGUGGCUGGAGAUGAUGUGAUCAUGUGAUCUGUACACCAACAUGCAAUUUCUUUUUACU